Exophiala aquamarina CBS 119918 is the source of this 663-nucleotide messenger RNA. RefSeq lists its product as uncharacterized. NCBI's taxonomy places the organism in Eukaryota, Fungi, Ascomycota, Eurotiomycetes, Chaetothyriales, Herpotrichiellaceae. The record is from RefSeq and is a predicted model, not a curated record. The transcript is spliced from 3 exons. Bases 1 to 663 code for a protein of 220 amino acids. Gene Ontology annotation, biological process: regulation of DNA-templated transcription.
AUGACACAACCAACAAGUCCGUCAAUGUCCCUACCAGAUGGAACUCCAAAUGGAAAUCCUACUGCAGAUUCCCACUGUAAGAGGUCUAACUCGGAAGUCCCUAUAGAUCCGUCCAUCUCGCAAGCGAGCCCGACCUACCCUCCCUACUCGCCAUACCCUCCAGGCCAAGAUAUGCAGCGUACCUACCAAGCGCAGCACCCUCCCUACAUGCAGCAACGUCCCCCCCACGAGCAAUGGGGCGGUUACCCUCCGCAGCAUGUUAUGUCUGGUCCAAACCCGCACCUAGGCGGGCCAGGCGUUCAAGCAGCGCCUCAAACCUCAGCUGCAUCUCGACCUGGACAGGUUUAUUCCUUCGUUCUAGCUACGGAUGCUGAACGGCACAAGCGCAAGCGCCGACGACAGGUGGAAAUUCAAAGAAUUUACAAAUGUGGUUGGAAUGGGUGCACAAAAGCCUACGGCACGUUGAAUCAUCUGAACACACACGUUGCCGCGAAAACUCAUGGCACCAAGAGAACAUCUCAAGAGUCCAAAGAGAUCCGCAACGAGUGGAAGGCUCGCAAGAAGGGGGAAGAGAAGGCUCGCAAAGCAGAGGAAGAGCAGCAAGGGGCAGCAACCCAAGCUACUCAAGCGGGUGGUCAUUGUCCUUAUCCCGAUCUGCUAUAG